Molecule: messenger RNA, 602 nt
Organism: Heterotrigona itama
Lineage: Eukaryota; Metazoa; Arthropoda; Insecta; Hymenoptera; Apidae
Source: the annotation of a GenBank genome assembly
AUUGCAGCAGGUGUGAUCUGCCGAAAAUUACAUAGACAAAAUUCAGUAAUACGAUCGAUCAGUAAUUUUUUUACCGUUUGUUUUUAUUUUUCAGCAAUAUCUUUGUACAUAUGUACUAGUUUGGGAAUUACAGCUGGUGCUCACAGAUUAUGGGCACAUAGAUCAUACAAAGCGAAAUGGCCACUCCAGAUAUUGCUAGUGGUAUUCAAUACCAUAGCGCACCAAAAUGCGACUAUCGAUUGGGCCAGAGAUCACAGACUUCACCAUAAAUACAGUGAGACGGACGCAGAUCCGCAUAAUGCAAAGAAUGGAUUCUUCUUCGCGCACGUGGGCUGGUUGUUGUGCAAGAAACACCCAGACAUCGCUAAAAAAGGCAAAGAAAUCGAUCUCAGUGACCUGAGAAACAAUCCUAUAUUAAUGUUCCAGAAAAAGUAAGUGUUCUUCAUCGAUUCCUUUUCGUGGUUCGAUAACGCGGAAAGAAAAAGUUCUUUACUAAAUAACCAGAUUUUUCUAAAUCAAUUGAAAAUCAAUAGAUUUUUUUUUCUAAUUAAAGAAAAAUGAUAUUGGAUUGAAAUAUAUACAUUUUAUAAUAUAAAAGAAAG